Messenger RNA from Cricetulus griseus (Chinese hamster), 1731 nucleotides. It is a transcript of the gene Dio1, whose product is annotated as iodothyronine deiodinase 1. The record is from RefSeq and is marked validated. NCBI's taxonomy places the organism in Eukaryota, Metazoa, Chordata, Mammalia, Rodentia, Cricetidae. Gene Ontology annotation, molecular function: thyroxine 5'-deiodinase activity.
AGAGUCAGUUCUAGCCCUUGCUGAGAUGGGGCUGUCCUGGCUUGGGCUAUGGCUGAAGCGGCUAGGGAUAUUCUUGCAAGUAGCUGUGGAGGUGGCUGUGGGCAAGGUGUUUAUGAUGCUGUUCCCAGAGAGAGCCAAGCAGAACAUCCUGGCCAUGGGCCAAAAGACCGGCAUGGCCAGGAACCCCCUAUUCUCCCCCGACAACUGGGUCCCGACCUUCUUCAGCAUCCAGUACUUCUGGUUCGUCCUGAAGGUCCGGUGGCAGAGAUUGGAGGACAGGGCUGAGUAUGGGGGCCUGGCCCCCAACUGCACGGUGGUCCGCCUCUCAGGACAGAAGUGCAACAUCUGGGAUUUCAUUCAAGGAAACAGGCCACUGGUGUUGAAUUUUGGCAGCUGUACCUGACCUUCAUUUCUUUUCAAAUUCGACCAAUUCAAGAGACUUGUAGACGACUUUGCCUCCACAGCAGAUUUCCUCGUUAUUUACAUUGAAGAAGCUCAUGCGACAGAUGGCUGGGCUUUUAAGAACAACGUGGACAUCAGGCAGCACCGGAGCCUCCAGGACCGCCUGCAGGCAGCACACCUGCUGCUGGCCAGGAAUCCCCAGUGCCCUGUGGUGGUAGACACAAUGCAGAACCAGAGCAGCCAGCUCUACGCAGCUCUGCCUGAGAGGCUCUACGUGAUACAGGAGGGCAGGAUCUGCUACAAGGGUAAACCUGGACCUUGGAACUACAACCCAGAAGAGGUCCGCGCUGUCCUGGAAAAGCUUUGUACUUCACCUGGGCACAUGCCUCAGCUCUAGGGAACCAAGAGGAGGGCUCCCCAAACUUGGUGCUCCCCCACCCAAGUCCAGGUGUCUUUUACCUUUGGCCUGUUUUCCCAGGUGAACUACCAGUUGGGAUGUUUCUGAUGUAAACAAAUAACUCACAGGGAGGCAAUGUAGGUCACAGCACACAACCAACACAAAUUGUUGCAACCAGAAAAUGAAGCAAAACUGAGCUUUUAGCAAAAGCAAAUGUGCAACUCGGCACUGCUCCCACAGCCACCAGUCCAGUUUGCAACAUCUUCUGGGGGCAGGGCACUCAAGCACCACUGGGAGACUUCUGAAGUGUAGUGACUCUUCUGAUGAUGUCAAGAGCUCUGAUACGGCAUCCUUUACAUUCAGUCAAUCCAGCUGACCAAAUUUGCCAUUCCUAGAACCAAUCCUUUAAAAUGCUGAGCAGUUGGUGGUUUUUUUUUUUGUUUUUUUUUUGUUUUUUUGUUUUUUUUUUUUGGUACCAAGCAGAGGAUGUAUUUCUACUUGUUAAUGAGAGAUGAGGAAGUGAAGGCAGAGAAAGUGGGAACCAAAGACCACAGAUUUCUUCCUAGCCAAAAGAUUGAAAUCAGUUGGUAAUGUUAGUUAUAGGUGUUUCCAUGGCAACACAAUCUAAUUCCACUUCUCUGGAUCUCUGGUACAGACCCAGCAGCUUUGUAACUUUAACCAAACCGAAACACAGGCACUGGCAAAAGCUAGCGUGCAGGCCCUGCUGAAACUCUGUUUACUGACUCACACGUCUCUUAUUGGUCCUUUGUGUUAGAUGGUAUUGGACUGAUGGGCAGCCCUCGGUCCAUCUGUUGUGACUGCUUCUUUUUAUAUUUGCUUAUGAUGGUCACAGUGUAAAGUACACACAGCUGUGACUUGAUUUUUUAAAAUGUAAGAGGCAACAAGCUAACAAUUAAAAACCUCUCAGUCUA